Messenger RNA from Spirodela intermedia, 1588 nucleotides. Lineage: Eukaryota; Viridiplantae; Streptophyta; Magnoliopsida; Alismatales; Araceae. The record is from the annotation of a GenBank genome assembly.
AUGCACGGCAUUACUAAGCAUUAUAUCCAGUUUCGUCCAAUAAAAUGUUGGCAGCCGGAAGAGGUAGCUAACACAUUUCCACGUUAUGCUUAUCAGCUAUGCAUGUGACCGUAAGCAUUAACGACCUCAACUAGGUCUAAACAAGUUCCCUAUCGUUUCUUAAAUCAUGCCCUCUAGAUGGUUGACUAUUAGAAACUGACACGCGACAGCAUUAAUCAUGCUCUCUGGAUGGUUCACUAUUAGAAACCGACACACGACACCAUUAAUCAUGCUCUCUGGAUGGUUGACUAUUAGAAACUUACACACGACAGCAUUAAUCAUGCCCUCUGGAUGGUUGACUAUUAGAAACUUACACACGACAGCAUUAAUCAUGCCCUCUGGAUGGUUGCCUAUUAGAAACUGACACACGACAGCAUUAAUCACGCCGAUUUCUGAUGGUCUUCUCACCAAGGUUGUUGUAACCAUUAAUUCGUUCACCAACUGUAAUGGAUCCUUGAGGACGUUGAUUACAGGAGUUGUUAUUUCGCCGCUGCUAAGUAUGAAAGGAUAGUGCGAACGUUUAUCCAGAGUGGUCAGGUUUUUGCAUGUAAAAUACAUACGUCCACUAACGUUAGGUCUUCAAUUCGCAUCUCUCCACUCAUGUCGAGGAUGCAUCUCUGUGAGAGUCCGAAAUACUUCAUCUAGCUAAAGACACGUAGCAAAAUCGAUACGGAAUGCGUGUACGUAAAACAUAUUUUUUCCUGGACUCGUACAGGUUUUCUUCAUCAUCCUCGUCAAUAAUUCUCUUUAUUUACUUCGAAGGACAGUUUUUGCGAGAGCCUUGAAGUUUCCGUCCAGCUUUCGACACGCGAUCAGAAACCCAAUACCCACCUCUAAUCGGACAGAUGUCGAGUUCAAGCAGAUGUAGCUGCCUGCGUUCCAAUAAAUGAGAAGAUGAAAGGUUUCGUAAGAUUAAGAAAUGUAGACUUUAGAACAAACGGGAAGUCCAACAACGAAUCAAGUCAAUUCCAGCAGCCAACUGUCCGUUGAAUUUGUGGGAUUAUGACGAAAGCAACUCUCGGUAUGGGUAUCCCUCGCUUCCGUUAGAACCAACUCUAUGAGAGCACCUGCGUUUCUAACAUUCAAGCACGCACUGGCCAGCAGCGUUGCCCCUUCAUUCCUUUAAUCCUCCGCUCUUAGCUGGCUUAGUAUCAGCCUCAUUAAGGCUUCAAACUCUCAUGUCAAAGCUGCACUCCUACUCAUCUUCCAUUUGCUCUUCUUUACACUAGUUUCUGGCCAAACCCCUAGCCCAGAACCGGUGCCUGCUCCUCCUCCGCCAGCCUUUCCGAUUCUGAGAUGUGUUAUUAACAUAAUAUCCCUAGCCAUUUGCACUCCGGUGCUCACCAUCCUGAAAUUCCUCGGUCUCGGGAAUCCUAACGGGCUCUGCUGUACUAUCAUCAAGACCCUGUCAGCGAACCAGGCUGCUUCAUGCCUUUGCAUUGCGAUCAAGGCAAACAUCCUGGGUAUCAACAUCAGCAUCCCAGGCGAUAUCAAGCUUCUGCUGAAUCUCUGUGGGCUGACCCUGCCGAUUGGGUUCGCUUGUCCUUAG